Messenger RNA from Penicillium angulare, 885 nucleotides. RefSeq names its product succinate dehydrogenase assembly factor 2. Gene Ontology annotation, cellular component: mitochondrion. Gene Ontology annotation, biological process: protein-FAD linkage; mitochondrial electron transport, succinate to ubiquinone; mitochondrial respiratory chain complex II assembly. The transcript has 2 exons. NCBI's taxonomy places the organism in Eukaryota, Fungi, Ascomycota, Eurotiomycetes, Eurotiales, Aspergillaceae. The record is from RefSeq and is a predicted model, not a curated record. The coding region runs from base 1 to 885 and encodes 294 amino acids.
AUGUCCGUACAAAGAUUUAUCGUCCGCGCCCUGCGGCCGGUGCCAUCAACACAGCAACUCCCAUCUAUCACCCGCUCGUUCAGCACAACUGCUCUGCGAUCCAUCGAUUCCAAAGAUCGUGCUCACCCCAAUGCCUCCGGUCAUCGUGAUAACCAGGCAAACAAGCCACCAAAUCAAUUUAUCCCUAAUACUACAUCUACCAUGACGAAGGACUACCCCAAUGUCGGAGAGAAGCCUGCGCCGCCAGAGAUGCUGAACUCCGUCGACCCAAACUAUCGUCCUUCUGAUCCUUACCCCGGAAAGAUCGAGCAUUUUACUGGUGGUCGCCAGGAAAGUGGUAGCCAGAAGCCUGAGCUGGGUGUUGGUGAAAUGGAGGGUAUCACCUUCAAGGUUGAGCCUUUGAAGCGCGUUGGAGAAGAUACAACUACCACACGGGCUCGGUUAUUAUAUCAAAGCCGCAAGCGUGGUAUCCUUGAAUCCGACCUGCUCCUCUCCACCUUCGCUGAUGUUUACCUCCGCAAAAUGAGUCCCGAGCAACUCCAGGAAUAUGAUCGUUUCCUCGACGAGAAUGAUUGGGACAUCUACUAUUGGGCUACCCAGGACCCACCUGAAGUGACUGGUGCCAACCCUCCGGCUGAGGACACACAGACGGAAACCUGGAAACAAACCGGCGCGAAGAGUGGCGAAUGGGCGCAGACUAUUGGUGCGUUCAGGGCUGCCUACAGACCUGUUCCAACUCGGUGGGAGGAAUCUGAGGUCUUGGAGCUGCUGAGACAGCAUGUGCGUGACAAGAGUGCUACUGGAUUUGAGUCGGCGAAGAAUAAGAGAACUGGUGGAGGUGGUGGUUUGGGACGUAUGCCCAAUGUGCAGGUGUUCAACUCUUAG